Fomitopsis serialis is the source of this 1562-nucleotide messenger RNA. RefSeq lists its product as uncharacterized. Gene Ontology annotation, cellular component: peroxisomal importomer complex; peroxisomal membrane. The transcript has 5 exons. Gene Ontology annotation, biological process: protein import into peroxisome matrix, docking. The coding region runs from base 27 to 1241 and encodes 404 amino acids. Gene Ontology annotation, molecular function: signaling receptor binding. NCBI's taxonomy places the organism in Eukaryota, Fungi, Basidiomycota, Agaricomycetes, Polyporales, Fomitopsidaceae. The record is from RefSeq and is a predicted model, not a curated record.
UGUCCUCGUGUGGGGAUGACCGAAGCAUGCCCGAUUGUAGUGGCGUGAGGCUGCGCACUACAGCCAUGGUCGACCAGCCUGCAGACACACCAGAAUCCUCUACUAGCACUCCGACAGAGGCGUCUCAACCUGUCGCACAAAGUGAUCCCAAGCCUCAGGAGGACGCUUUUGUAGCUCCCAACAACGACAGAACCGACCUACUCGACAAGGCUCGCGCGUUCCUCAGCUCACCCCAGGUCCGACACGAUGACUAUACUGCGAAACGCAGAUUCUUGGCGGAAAAGGGACUCGACAAUGCGGAGAUAUCCAUUCUGCUGCAGGAGACGCCUCCUCAGGCCCCGAUUGUCCCUCCACGAACAUACCCACAGCCCCCUCCAUCCAACCUACCUGCCCUAUUUCUCGGCAUUGGCAGAAUAUUCAGUUGGAUAGCAGGUGGCUCUGCUGCCCUUCUAGUCAUCUACUUCCGUUUCCUAUACCCUAGGAUUGCCCAAACGUAUCAGGCGCGACACGCCUUGCAAACACACCAAAAGGACCUACUUGGUCGGCUAGCAGCAUCGUUGGAAUCACUCAAAGCUACACAAGGAGAGACUGUCGCUGUGCUGCCCCGCCCCGCGCCCGCGGAGGACGUUCAUUAUGGACAAUGUCAGACCCUAGACGAAGUCGUCAAGGCAAGUGAAAGCAGUCAAGAUGUACCUGACGUCACACUUCUGCGCUGUGCACUCGCGGAUCUCGCUGCAGAGAAGAAGCCAGCGACGCCUGAGGCUAUGUUCCUCGUGUUGGAAGGAAAGAUUACAUGGAUGAAAGACGACGAGGGAUCUGUGCGACAUGAGCAACUCUGGCAGACACUGACAAGCAGCCCGCUGUUCCACGAAGACACCACCAAGGACACGUCAUUAUGGUCAUAUACACACCCGCUCCCUCCCCCCGCACCGCCGCUCAUGCAGUCGCUAUACACACUCAAAGCGGCCUUGCCCGCCCGCGCCGCUCACGAACCCAGUCGCUUCCAACAUACGCUGAACACAUUGACAGACCUCACCGGUUACAUCGCCACGCGUACCUACGAUACCCUGAGGCUGGGCUUCGAGCCAAAUACGCCCCCGGGAAUCGAGGAGGAAGUGAAGCGAGAGAUACGUGCGCUCAAAGGGCUUGUGCUGAACCGACGCGCGUUUAUGCCGACUGUCCCGAGAGCACCGUCGUACACGCAUGGUCCUCUUUUCAGCCCAGCGUCCGUGAACCCGUGAGUCGUUACUCGCUCGCUGUUCAUGGUUGAGUGCCACGAUGUACUGUCCAUUUGUAAAAUACCGGGACAGCCCUUUGCAGGCUUGAGUCCAUAUAUAGGGCAUUCUGUACAGAUGAUACAAUGCCCAGAGGACGACGCGUUGACGCGUUGGCGUGACAGCGAUCGUCGUGAUGGUGCCAGUGGUGUACAGUAUAAGACUAAACUUUGCGCAGAGCCGAGGGACUACGUUCACGAAAUGCCGAUGGUGUACUGUAUAUGACUAAUAAGCUUUAGGCAGAGCCGCCGAAGGACUACGUUCACAAAGUGCCGAUAUCGUGCUUAG